UAUAUAACUAGUCUCGAGCCUUUUUGUCAAACGCUUGGCGCAACUUCAACUCAUUCCCCGUCGCUCCCCUCUGCAGGAGUGGAAGAAACCAUCCCGUCUAAUUUCGAAACCCCAAGUGAAAUUUCUCAACUGUAGGACUAAUCGAAAGUCACUUGAAUCCGAAUUUCUUUCUCCCAAUAGAAAUUCCUUAACCAGAAGCCUUUAUUUACAUGUUACCUCGUAAGGUUGAUUGGAAAUCAUUUGAACCAGAAUUUCUUUUCACCAUUUGAAAAUUCCUUAAUCAGAAAGAUUGAAAGCUUACUUCCUAAGGUUGCUUGAAAAUCGUUUGAAUCCGAAUUUUACAGAUAAUAUGGGCUACUUGAUGCGUUCAAAGUUCCUCAAAAUACUCUUCGUGUUUCUACUUGUAAUUACGCCAAUUAUGGCAACUGGACGUCACAUUGUUUUGGUUUUAGAUGAUGACGAUGCCUUAAAAGAAGGCGGGGACGGAGAAGGAGGUGCAGGGAGUGGAGACGGAGGUACGGUUGAGGCUUCUGAAACAGUAGCAAUGGAGGAUUCUGAAGAAUGGGACGAAUUUGGAUAUUCAGAGGACAGAUCAGAGGAGGAGCUUGAUCCGGGGUCAUGGAGAAGGGUUUUGGAGGAUGCCUCGAGCAACGAAAAUAUAUCUGCAGAUGGCCGCUUAUAUGUUUCUGGUUUGAAUAAGAUGAUGUUUGCUGUAAGUGAGGGUGAUCCAGAACUCAUGAAAGAAGCUGUAACAGAUCUUCAGCUGGCUGCUGAUGGUGGCCAUGCACAUGCCCAAUCAACACUCGGGUUUUUGUAUGGGAGUGGAAAUGGAGUGGACCAGAGCGAUGCAAAGGCUUUCUUGUAUCAUCAUUUUGCUGCAGAAGGUGGGAAUUUUCAGUCAAAGAUGGCACUGGCUUACAUCUAUCAUCGCCAGCAGAUGCAUGAAAAGUCUGUGAAGCUUUAUGCAGAACUUGCAGCAGUUGCAGUUGCUAGCUUUUUCAGUGCCAAAGAAUCUCCAUUAAUUGAGCCAGUGAGGAUAAAUGAUGGAGCUGAAGAGAACAAAGAAGCACUAAGGAAAUCACGUGGUGAGGAAGAUGAUGAUUUUCAGAUUAUAGAAUAUCAGGCCCAGAAAGGGAAUGCAAUGGCGAUGUAUAGACUUGGUAUCUUCUACUACUUUGGUUUGAGAGGGGUACGCCGUGAUCAUGCAAAAGCAUUAAUAUGGUUUCAUAGAGCUGUUGAGAAGGGGGAUUCACAUUCCAUGGAGUUUCUUGGUGAAAUUUAUGCACGAGGUUCUGGAGUAGAGAGGAACUACACCAAGGCACUGGAGUGGCUAAAGGCUGCUUCUAGGCAAAAGUGGUUUUCUGCAUAUAAUGGCAUUGGCUAUUUGUAUGUCAAGGGUCAGGGAGUGGAUAGCAAGAACUUUACCAAGGCUAAAGAAUACUUCAAAAAGGCAGCAGAACAUGAUGACCCUAAUGGACAUUACAGCUUAGGUGUUCUAUACUUGAAAGGAAUGGGUGUAAAAAAAGAUGUAAAGCUAGCUUGUAGGCAUUUUAUAACAGCAGCUAAUACUGGUCAACCAAAGGCAUUCUAUCAACUUGGAAAGAUGUUCCACAAUGGCAUUGGUCUGAAAAAGGAUCUGGCUAUGGCUGCUAUAUUGUAUAAACUUGUCGCAGAGAGGGGUCCCUGCGGAUCUCUAUUAAGAUGGGCUCUAGAGUGUUAUUUGAAAGGUCAAACUGGCAAAGCUCUACUGUUAUACUCAAGGGUGGCUGAACUUGGAUAUGAGGUAGCACAGAGCAAUGCUGCAUGGAUUCUUGACAAGUAUGGAGAAUAUGACAUAUGUAUAGGAAAGUCAGGCUUUUGUUCUGAUGUUGAAAGACAUCAACGUGCACAUACCCUUUGGUGGCAUGCCUCAGAGCAGGGUAAUGAACAUGCGGCACUACUGAUUGGGGAUGCCUAUUAUUAUGGCAGGGGCACUGAUAGAGAUUUUGAGCGUGCUGCGGAGGCUUAUAUGCAUGCUCACUCACAAGGGAAUGCCCAGGCUAUGUUCAACCUUGGGUUCAUGCAUGAACAUGGAGAAGGGCUUCCUCUUGAUUUGCAUUUGGCGAAAAGAUAUUAUGAUCAGGCUUUAGAGACUGAUGCUGCUGCCAAGUUGCCUGUGAUGCUUGCACUUAUGAGUGUAUGGUUGAGAAAGAAUUAUACUGGGAGCAGCCUUGUGGCAUUAAUUGAUUCUCUGCCUGACAUACUUCCCAGAUUAUUGGAAUGGUUGAAGAAAACUCUUCUUGAUGAUGGCAAUGUGACUAUACUUACACUUGUUGCCUGCCUUUUGACAGUCUUGUAUCUCCGUGAUAGACAAAGACGUAUAGCUGCUCCUGCAGUUCCUCAGCCACAAAUUGGCAAUAACUGAUGUCUAACAUUUCUGAGGCCUUUGUUGUCUACUUCCACUUUUGUAGGCAAGGGGUUCUCAUAUAUCCCAUGUGAUCAGUUAUCUGAUGAGAGAUCUUUUCUUGUUGAAUUGCCAUUUUUAGUUAUCGAUGUCAUUAGUCAUGCAUUCAAUAUUUGUUAUACCCCUUAAUCUGAAAUUAAAAUCUUAGAAGUGGACCCUGUUGGUACUUUAAGGUCUUGUUUUAUCUCAAUGAACAUAUCUUAAUUUCAGUUAUAGCAUUACUAAGGAUUUACAGCAGGAGA
Messenger RNA from Cryptomeria japonica (Japanese cedar), 2685 nucleotides. RefSeq names its product ERAD-associated E3 ubiquitin-protein ligase component HRD3A. Gene Ontology annotation, molecular function: protein binding. The record is from RefSeq and is a predicted model, not a curated record. Lineage: Eukaryota; Viridiplantae; Streptophyta; Pinopsida; Cupressales; Cupressaceae. The transcript has 6 exons. Bases 350 to 2404 code for a protein of 684 amino acids.